Molecule: messenger RNA, 2894 nt
Organism: Pomacea canaliculata
Lineage: Eukaryota; Metazoa; Mollusca; Gastropoda; Architaenioglossa; Ampullariidae
Product: pyridoxal phosphate phosphatase PHOSPHO2-like
Exons: 2
Coding region: 1993-2772 (259 amino acids)
Molecular function (GO): phosphatase activity
Source: RefSeq, a predicted model, not a curated record
UAUCCAAGGCAUUACUAAUACACAGUUUAAAAUGUGAGUUCUCAGAUCUGUCAAAAGCUAUACUAAAUUUUGUUUGGUUCUAUUGUUUCUUUCUUAUAAUUUGUUGAAGCACUUUUCCAGUUGCUAGUCAUGACAUACUUCACAACUUUGUGUCUAGACAGGUGUAGACAUAAGAAGUAAUCUACUGAGUAGAUGCAAUUGUAAAUUGCCAAAGUCAUAAGGACAUGAUGUUAACAUAUCACUAGCAUGACAGUGGCGUAGGAACUACUAGGGCAAGGGGGCAACUGCCACCUCAAAAAAAAUAAUGAGGGGGCCAAGAAUAUCGUUUAGCCCACCCACCCUCCUCUGGACCAUGAGAUGUGAUUCUUCACAAAGUACCAAAAAAGCAUAAUCAACAAGGAUAACAGAAUAAGCAAAAACUAUGCUUUUUUACAUCUAUGCCUUGAUCUAAAGAAAAUAAAAAAGAAAUGCUACUAGAAAACAAAGGCAUUAAUCAAAGAAGACAAGGGUUGGUUUUUUUGCGCACUGACCUGCAAACAUUGAAUGUGAUUAAUAUGAUUAUAAAGUUUAUCAUAUUCUGAAUACAUAUAUUACAUAAUUUCUUGUGAUUGUGAUAACAGGGUGAGUCAUUUUUUGAUGAGUUUUGUUUAUUUGUUAAGUGUUAAUUGUUGUGAUGCUACCAUGUAUGUGCUUAUGUGCAUUGUUACACUUGAACACUUCCUCAUUUUUUUAAUAACGUGUGAGUGCAAAUGUCGCUCACUGUCAGCAUGGAGAGUUUUCCCCUCAAAGCUGAGCUUCUUUUUACACCAUUCAAUAGUUUAUGUUGUCAGUAUCAGAUGAUUCUCAGUUGUUGCAGUGGUUGUUAAUCUAAUGUUGAGGUCUUGGAAGAUUAUAGUUCAUGCUUGGAGUACUAGUUUGAAUAUGAGACAUCAAUGAAAAAUGCAUUGUAGAACUUUAUUCCUUGAUGACCUAUAGAGAUGCCUCCUUUAGAUCAUUUUUUAAAUUUUAAACUUUCAUUAAGUUAUUAGUUUAGUCCCUUUAGGAUGAUAAGACACAUUUAGGAUGCUAAAACUUUGAUCGUUUCUCAAGAAUACUUCAACUACAACAUAAUUUUUUUUUAAGUGUUACAUCCCCAAAUAAAGUAAAUUACAAUGGCAUUACAAGUGUGGUAUCAUCAAUUUUUGGUUUGUUGGGUCAGUGUUACUCAGAGUGCUCCCAAUUUUGCCUUUGAAUAAAACUGGUUUCACCUACACUGAUGGUAUCUUUUAUUGUGUAGGUAUGGAAAAAAUGUAUUAAUCAUUCUAUAAUACACAUUUGAUGAUUUUUGUGUUGUAAUCUAUAGUGUAGGCAUUGCAAAAAUAAUGAUAAAUAAUAAAUAAUAAUAAAAUCAUGCAUGUUUCUCAAUCACUUAAAAUGUUUCUUCCCUACAUGAACCUAGUCACAGAUGGCGAAUGGUACUUCAUCUCCUGUUCAGGGCUGCAGUUACAUCUCAUUAAAAUCUUGUUCUUACUCAUGACAGAGUUGGCAGAGUUAAUUUAUGAUCAAUAUAUACUCAAAUGUAAGUUUGAUACCAGUCACUUUACCUAGAUGGUAUAUUUUUUUGUCUAAUUUGCAUUUUAUGUAAUCUUUUAGUUGUUAAUUAAAAUUGAUGACUAAAUAAAUGGUCAUGUCACAGUGGAGCGGAAUAGGUUCUGGGUUGGAAUUCAUGUCGAGGCCCUAACAUACAGGCCGCUCAAACCUUUUACCUCACCCCUAUGUAUUGUAGCGCGUGCCCCCCUCCAGGGCGCGACAGUCACUUCGUGGCUUUAGUUGUUUUAGCAUAGCGGGUACACACGCUGCUCGACGUGAAUGAGAACCGUGUCCCUGGUGUAUGACCUUACACUGUCAUAUGACAGUCUGUGAUCCCACAUCAUCCGACACCUGCGUUGCCCUGUUUACAGGUCCGCUGCUGGUCUGUGGUGGCGAUGUACCUUAUCAGCUCUCGACGAAAAUAUGGCUGACUUAACGACACAGCGGGAGAAGAUUCUGAUGGCAUUUGACUUCGACAACACGCUGAUAGACGACAACGUGGACCUGGCUGUGGUGCAGCUGGCCCCCGGUGGCAAGAUUCCGGACGAUGUGCGAGCCCUGUACAGCGACGACGGGUGGACGGAGUAUAUGGGUGCUGUCUUCUGUCUGCUGCACGAGCAUGGGGUGACCGCCGCGCAGAUCCGCCGACACGUGCAUCAGAUCCCCCUGACGCCGGGCAUGUCGGAACUAUUCCAUUACAUGCACGCGCGCGGCUGCUUCGAGUGCAUCAUUAUCUCCGACGCCAACUCCGUUCUCAUACAGUACUCCAUGGAGAAGCACCAGCUGGACUCGGCGAUUGCCCAGGUCUUCACUAACCCCGCAGAUGUAGACCGCAGUGGGCGGCUGCAUGUGCGGCGCUACCACACGCAGGACUGGUGCCAGCUCAGCACCGUCAACCUGUGCAAAGGGCGCAUCUUGCAGGACUACAUCAAACAGCGGUCUGCGGAGGGAGUCAAGUACUCGUGCGUGUUGUACGUCGGCGACGGCUCCAACGACCUGUGUCCGGGCCUGACCUUAGCACCUCACGAUUACCUUCUGCCCAGGAAGGGUUUCUCGUUGUGGAAGAAAAUUCAGCAGGCCAGAAGCAAGCCCGAUUCGAAAGUCAAAGGGUUAAAGGCCUCUGUAGUAGGUUGGGACUCCGGGGUGGAUAUAAUGAAUCUACUAGAGAGAAUUGUUGCCGAUUGUAAAUUGGGAACUUCAUGAGUGGAUGACCAUCGGAAGAUAUGUAUUGACUAAACUGUUGAUGAAAAGCUCAGAUGCAAAUAACAUUGUUAUUUGUUUUGUUCAUUUUACCGCAAUAAAUUAUUAUCAGGUUGAGAAAAGAA